CCUUUAGUCUGCAAUGUGCUCGCCCUGCUUCUUCAUCAGAUUAGGGUUUUCUCUCUCCUGCGGCGCAUUUGACAGAUUUAUAGAGACGGGGGUAUUCUCCAUUGGAAGAGUCUGUUUUGGUAAAUAGCUGAUCCUUGCUAGUAUGUGUGCGCGCGCGCGCGCGCGUGUAGUUCCCUCAUUGUUUCAUGCGUUAUUAUCUUGAGCGGUGGCAGAUCCAGAAAUUACUUGAAUUGGCAGUGGCAGUGUCUACCAGAUCAAUUUGGAAUCUUUGGAAUUCUACCCAAAGACCUAACGGCGCUAAGCCCAUGUCCCUUUAUUGGUUUCUUAAUCUGCAUUAACAACUAGUUUUGUUUAAUGGUUAUAAUCCCACUAAGCAUGAAUAUACUGAAGAGAGUUUCUGGUUUUAUUUUAGUCCAUUUGGAAGCUCACUGCCCAUUGGACCUGGGCUGCCCCACAAGGGCAGUUCAUUCCCAUCGUUCGCUCCUUCCCAUCCCUCCCAAGGAAAUGAAUACGUCAAACCCUGCAGUGUUUGUCAAUGCAGAUUUUUUGUCUCAGUAUGUUGGACGGAAAGUUCGAACAGUGGUUCAAAUUCUGCAAGUUGACAGUGGAGUCACAACAGGGAAAUCUACAGACGACUGCCAAUUGAUUAUAAAAGGCUCUCCUCCACCCUGUCCUCUGAUGAGUUAUGCUGAGGUGAUUGGUAUUGCGGACUCUGAGCAGUCCAUUUGCGUUGAAAUAUGGACCAAAUUUGGUGAAACAUUUGACACCCACUCAUACAAUCAGCUGUGUCAACUUGCAAAUGGGGAACUUAAAGUUUUGUUCAUUUAAAUGGCUGCAGCAAAAUUUUGCUUGGGACAGAGAGAAUUAUAAUACAUAUUGGCCAGAACCUUGACAUAGGCAAGCUACUAUUACUUAUUUAUUGGAGCACCGAUUUUCUCCUCAACGAUCUAGCAAAUCUGUACCUAAGGUUUAGUCGAUGUUAUAUAUAUAUAUUUGUUUGAAGGCUGAGUUGAAGCAAGUCUCUCCAUUUCUUAUAUUGUUAUUGACAAGGCUAAGUUGGGGUGGAAUUUGGAUCCUAGAUUUGAGUUUGGAGACGUUCUUGUAAUUCUUGGAAAAUUAUGAUCUCUUUGUUUUACAGCCUGUAUAGAAGUAAAAUGCAAGGGAAUUAAAACAGUUGGUGCUUUGUAGCCUUCUAAAGGAAGUAAAAUGCGGAUUUGGAAAGAAUGCCAUAUAAAAUUGUAUUGAUUUUCAUCAAAAUUACACAAAUUUAAAUUCUAAAAUAAAAAAUUAUAUCUUCAAACAUAAUCCAAGGCUGUAUAUAAAUUUUACCCAGAAUGGUAGAGCGGUGAUCCAUUUUUUAGUGGUUCAUUCCUAGUAAACAAACAAAAACAACAUUAUACAAAUAGUAAUCAAUCCAACCAAGUGGAAGGCAAGAUAUUCCUUUCAAGAUAAAUUUUUUGAAAUUUUUUUCACCAAAUGGCCACUACCUUAAUCAUUGAUCUCUAAAAUAGUAGAUGGUCUGUCAUGUCAGAUUGGUUCAGUGCAAAAUACCCACCAAAAAUUCUCCACGCUUGGUAGAAAAUUUUCUCAUUCCUGAGAAAACCAACCCACCUCUCUCUCUCUCUCUCUCUCUCUCUCUCUCUCUCUCUCUCUCUAUGCAGUCACAGACCAGUAUCCUAAACCCAGUUUCCUGCGAAUCAAAUGGAAAUCAAUCGGAUCCUCAGGAGCUUCCAUCGGAAUCCUUCUUGGUCUCCAAGGAAGACGAGAUCGAAUGGCUCGAUCACAACGCAUUCAUGGAACGCAAGGACUCCAUCAAGGUAACUGUUUUGAGGAAUUUAAAUUCCAUUUCUUCUCAACGGUCAUCCUCAUCUUUGACUUUGAAACCCAAUUCCAAGGCAUCUUUCGUUGGUUUUCCAAAGCCGUGGAAAUCCUUUCUCGGGGGAAAUUUCCGGCACAAGAGCCGGUCCAAGAGAAUUUGGUUAUUCCUGAACCGGUCCGAUUCAAGGAGGAGGCCGAUUGGACCGGUUAAUGAGCCGUCUUCUCCAAGAGUGUCGUGCAUGGGGAGGGUCAAGUCGAAGAAGGUCCGAAGUGGGACAAAGGCAAAGAAAGGACUGUGGAAGAGUUUUAAAGCGGUUUUUUCUACGCGUUUUCAUGGAAACUAGAUGGUUCGAGUUAAUGAAUGAAAAUGAACCGGAGUUAAAAGUGCAGGUUGAGGGAGACAGCAAGUGGGCGACCGGUUCAUGUAGCGGCUCAGAUCUGGUGGGACACCUGAGUCUCCUGGUGGGGCCAUCUAUACCUGGAGACGAAUCUGCAUCUGUCAAGGGCCCCACAAAUGGGAGUAGGAGGGCUCAUUGCCCAUUCCCACUUUACUUGUCUUUCAUGGUCAGUGUCAUACCGGCCCAUUUUGGUUUUUGUCCUCACGUGGAAAAAAUAAAUUGUUCUUCUGUUAUCUUUUCACUAUUAGCUUCAUGAGUUUUAUUUUCUUUCAGAAGAAUAAAUUUUAGUUGUAAAAUUGGAGUACGAAAUUGUAUGGAAUGAGAAGUUCAGUCAUAAAAUGUUUUAAGCGAGUAAUUUUCAAAUGCAAAUGAUAAUUUUACCACUAAACAAGCACUGGAUCUUUGUCAUUUUUUUCAGUUGCAAGAUAUUUACCUACUUGAUUAAACCUUAAAAUUGUAAUGAAUUAUUUAAAGCAAUAAAAAAAUAUACUUUUAAAAAAAAAAUGUAAAUAUAUUAAAUAGAUUUUAAAAUAUUUAAAUUGCAUUUGAUAGGAUAAAUUUCAAAUCUUAAAUUAAGUGUGCAGCCAUUAGUUGUCUUUUUUUUUUUUGAUUACGCACUGGUAUCCACCUGUCCAUUUUACGGUCCACGUGACUAAUCCUGCGCCUCUUGAAAUUGACCCCACAACUCCAAAGGGAAAGUAAAUUCAGGAAUUCAAGACGAAAACGAGACCAUUAGUUUUGUCUUGUUUGAGAGAGAGAGGCAUUGGACUUCCUUUUGUGCCCAAAAACAUAGCAAAAGCAUUACAACAAUCACGCUUGUUAUUGUUCUCAAUUCAAUCUUGAGAACUCGAUGGAUGUUUACUAUCACCAAAUCAAACCAAGGGACAAUUACGAACAGAAGCAAAAUCACUGAAGCUACAAUCUAGGUAGCCAACAUUAACAUCUGCAAGCCUACAAUUCCCCACUAGUUCUGCCACAGCUCCAGGCUUGCAUGACCCAAUACACGAAUCAGUAAAGAUCACCUUCCUUGUGGGUGUGUAUCACACAAUCCGAAGUUGGGUACGAGACGCAUGUGAGCACAUACCCAUUCUCCAUCUGCUUAUCAUCAAGAAAUGAUCCAUCUGAUUGAUCCACUGAGCCAGAGACCAUCUGCCCAGCACAGGUAGAACAAGCCCCAGC
Messenger RNA from Malania oleifera, 3395 nucleotides. RefSeq names its product replication protein A 14 kDa subunit A-like. Bases 355 to 828 code for a protein of 157 amino acids. Lineage: Eukaryota; Viridiplantae; Streptophyta; Magnoliopsida; Santalales; Ximeniaceae. The record is from RefSeq and is a predicted model, not a curated record. Gene Ontology annotation, molecular function: DNA binding. Gene Ontology annotation, cellular component: nucleus. Gene Ontology annotation, biological process: DNA replication; DNA recombination; DNA repair. The transcript has 4 exons.